AUGUUAGUACAGCAGGAUGAUUGGUUAUCAAAACAAAUACAAACUUUAUUUAACUUAACUAAGGGUAAAACUACAAGAGAAGACUUAGAGUUGAGCUUAAGGAAAUAUGAAAAUCUAGGUAAACUUGAACUCCGAGCCUAUACUUCACCUUAUAUAAAUAUGAAGAAGUCUAGAAACUCAAUAUUCUGGUGUUCUAAUUGCUUUAUACCUAGAGGUAGUUUACUCUUAUCUAAUGAUCCAAUUGGAUGGUGUGUCUUUAACAAUACUUUAUCCAGAAAUUGCACGGGAACUUUAGAACUAUGGAAAUGUAUCUUGACGAUAUCCAAUGAAGACUUAUUAUUAUGUAAAAAAAUGAAACUACUUUACCCACGCAAUAAGAAAGAUAUAAAUGAUAUUAUUAAACAUAAUAAGAAACUAGGUGUUCCAAAAAGUAUGAUUGAAAGAGAAUGGGAAUUAAUCAGUAAGAAAUUCACAUAUAAAGACAAGUCCAAAAUCUCCUUAAAUGAGGCUAUCAGGUUAUAUUUAGUCGUCAAAUACAAUCAAAUGGGUGUCCAUAUAUUACCAGAAGCAUGGAAUUCGCCAUUUAAGUGGUGUAACAGCUUUGGUGUGAAUGCAUUGUACUUUGAUGCAUCAUUCUUUAAUCACUCAUGUUGUCCAAAUGUUUCAAGACACUAUAUUGGAACUACAGUGGUAUUUUAUUCAAUGAGAAAUAUUGAAAAAGGAGAACCUCUUACAAUUUCAUAUAUAGAGAAUGAGUAUUUAAGAGAACCACUUUGGAUUCGCCAUGAGGAACUCAACUUUAGAUGUUUUUGUGAAAAGUGUACUCAUGAAGAGAAUUUCCAAAGCAAUUCAGUGUCGAGAGAAGCUGAAAAUUAUGAAAAUAUAUUUCAUGCAUCUAAAAAGAAUAAUCCUAGAAAGACUUUACUUUCAAAAGAUCACUUAGAUAUUUUAAAUCAAUUAAGUUGUUUUCAACGUAUAAACAUUAUAAAUGAUAUACUAUUGGAUAAUCAUAGGAUGAGAAGUAAAUUAAUUGAGACUGAAAAACAAAUACUUAUUGAUAUACUAGUUUUAGAUUAUAUAAAGACAAAAAAUUAUCAUUCUUGUCUAUAUUGGCUAAAGUACAACAUAAAUAAUAGUGUAUGUAAAGAUGAAAGUCUAAUUCCCUUAUAUAUAAUGUAUGGAAUAAUCCAAAUUAAUACUUUUAAGUCUACUCAAUACCUUUAUAUGGCAAUAGAACUUUUCAAAUGUUUAUUUGGAGGUCAUAUUAAAUUUUUUAUGAAGAGGUACUGGGCUGAUAUAAAGUAUAUUGUAAAACUCAUGUAUAGAAAUUUUAAGAGAGAAAAAAAAAAGAUUGCAAUUGCAAAACAUUUAAGACAACUAUCAAACUAUAUCAGGAUACUAUUCUGA
Molecule: messenger RNA, 1407 nt
Organism: Cryptosporidium muris RN66
Lineage: Eukaryota; Apicomplexa; Conoidasida; Eucoccidiorida; Cryptosporidiidae
Exons: 1
Coding region: 1-1407 (468 amino acids)
Molecular function (GO): protein binding
Source: RefSeq, a predicted model, not a curated record